CACCCCUUCCCCCUCGGCCAGGCAUCUGAUGCCCAGGCUUUCAUCAGUAAGACGGCUGACAGAAUCCCGUGUUGGUUCGGGUUGGAUGGCGACAAGGGCGCAGCGGACAGUUAUUGUCGCAUGGCGUAGAGAAGCACCCGGCAGCUAAUGGUGCCAGGCACAAGGCGGUGCAGAAUGACCAACGCCCGAUCAGCGAUGCCGCGAUGGUUCUUGGAGAGUCGCGAGAGACAACCCUCCGGCUGCGAGACUGGGAGGCCGCCAGCUUCUACCUGUGUAGACAGAUUUCCAGGGCGACAGAUUACCUGAGGGUGUUAGUCAGCCUUUGUUAAAGCUAAACACCCCCUCCUUACGGAGGGGGCAAAAAAAGUCCUACUUUUUAUUAUAUUUUUACUAAAAGUAAGUAAUUAUUUAAAUAUAUUAUUAAUAAAUAUUAA
Colletotrichum navitas is the source of this 434-nucleotide messenger RNA. RefSeq lists its product as uncharacterized. The record is from RefSeq and is a predicted model, not a curated record. Lineage: Eukaryota; Fungi; Ascomycota; Sordariomycetes; Glomerellales; Glomerellaceae. Bases 148 to 306 code for a protein of 52 amino acids. The transcript has 2 exons.